Lindgomyces ingoldianus is the source of this 493-nucleotide messenger RNA. RefSeq lists its product as uncharacterized. The transcript has a single exon. The record is from RefSeq and is a predicted model, not a curated record. NCBI's taxonomy places the organism in Eukaryota, Fungi, Ascomycota, Dothideomycetes, Pleosporales, Lindgomycetaceae. The coding region runs from base 226 to 426 and encodes 66 amino acids.
GCCUAUCCGAUAUAUGGCCACGGAUCACUGGCUUUCCGUAACCCUAACUUCCUUAUUCUGUUUAGCGCGUCGUCUAAGCGAGCAGCGAACGACUGGAAUCCGUCAAACAGAACCCCUGGAAUCCGUCCCCCAUCCUGUGCCUAGAUCCUAUUAUAAUAGUAGGCAAACUUUUAGGCUUUAACCUAAACUUGCCCCCGCCAGUGUUUUUUUUGCAAAAAUGUACAGAUGUGGUGGUGUUUUGCCGCAACCCUAACUGCGCGGUGGAUUUUGAUUUUCCUGCGCGCGCAGGCAUCGCGCGCGCAUUGCCGCACCAGCUACCAGCGCCCCGCCCGCAGACCACCACCUAACCCAGCGACCACAACAACAACCGUGACUGACAACACAGCUCUCUACUUCCUUGCUGUGCUCAUGGCAUUAAUUCUCUAGCGCAGCGACAGCGCUGUUAAUUUUAUUAUUCCUUUUGCUAGGAAACGCGCAUAGGGUCUGCAGUUUG